UCGAUAACUGGGGAAAAGACUGGUGUCGAUUUUAUCCUAGUGAUGUUACUACAUUCACAAACACUCACAUGUUGUCCGAUCGUCCUGCAUAUAUGGCACCGCCUACACGCUUUCAUCAUUAACGAGCUACCAAUGUAGGGUUGACAGCACAAUAAUGGGAAUGACAGACAUAAUACCCGAGAAAAAUGGCUCACUUACAAGUCUUUCCAUAGACGAGAUAUUCACGAGAUACUCCGUUCACUCAGUGAGACCUCUUCACAGGGAAUAUCAUGCUAGUGUAAGUAAAGCCAAGGCUGAUCUUCAUUCUUUGGUGGGAAGAAAAUACAGAGAUUUGAUUCAAAUUGCCGAGGAUAUUGAUCAGAUGAACCAUAUGUCCAGAAAUAUUGAUUACAAGCUCACAGAUCUCUCAUACAAGACUACCCGCCAUGUUCUGUUUGGCAGAAAUAGAUUUUCUAAGUUUGAAAGCAUGUCAAGAGAAGAGAAUGCUAAAGCAGCCAGAAUUGCCUCAAAAACGACCAUUUUCAACAAUAUUUUGAACAACAAGCUACUAUCGUUUGAUUUGAAACUACAGGGAAUGGGACAUGUGAAAGCACACUAUCUUGUGCAUAUGGCAAAGGUGUACUUUACAGUGGAAUCAGUUUUCAAAACGAUUUCCUCCAAGACAGUCAAUACCGAUCGAAACUUCGCUCAGUACAAGGAAAAUUUCAAGAUUUAUUUGGAGACCAAAAUUGCUACCUGGCUUCCACAGCUGUUCUCUUUUGACAAGGAUAGGACAAACAUUACUAAGAACACCGCUGAUCAGUGGUUGGAAUCUGACAUUGUCGAUUUUUUACAAGAACAAAUUGAAGAAGGAGACGACGAAGAAGAAAAAGAUUCAGACUAUGAAAAUUAUGAUGAACUAGGCCUCAAUAAGUACUUUAGGGUUUCAUCAUCACCAUUGUUGAACUACAUUGUUGCAUACAUCAUUCUAAACAACAAUAAACCACACUUGAGUUCUUUAGAGGGAAUUGCGAGAAAAAUCAUCGAUUUGCGAUUUCAUUUUUUGACAAAACUAUUGAGCAUUGAUCUUGCAAACGAUCACUGCAAUUCCCGCAACAUCAAUUUUUCUUUUAUCAUCGGAUUCACUGAGUCAACUUAUAGUUGUAUCAAGAAGUAUUUUCUUGAAUCAAGUCCCAAUAAUCUUGCAUCUACUUUUCGGCGCAACACAUCUUGGAAAGCUUAUGACCUUAUUGGAUUUCACAACUGGUUUGAGGAAGAAACAAUCUUGUUAGAUGUUAGCAAAUACGUGCUGCUUCCAGAUGACUUUUUAGAAUCAACCCAAAGUGGAAACGAGGCUUUUAAGAAUUAUAUCUAUGAUGUGUUCACUACAAUUGUGGCAAAUCAUGACACCAAAAACUCACUUCAACAAGCAGAAACGGCCUUGAGUAUGUUCUAUAACUUCUUAACUGCUUGUCGGAAGGCUGAAGUUCAUGCCGAAUCGAGUGAUUGUAACUGCUUUUCUGUGCAAGCGUUCUCGAGAGAAAACUUACCCCGCAAUUUAUUGCAGUUUGUUGUCUCUCUUCUCGAAAACGCAACAGCAAAGGAAAAUGAGUUCUUUAUUGAAAAUGUGCGAGGCAAAGUUAAAUUAUCAUUCGAUGAAUGUCCAGAAGAUAAACACUCUACACAAGAACUUUUUGAUAAAGACAUGAUACGCCUCAUCGACGAUGAUUUCGAUACAUAUUUCAAGCAAGUCUUUUCAUUAUCUUCGGGAGACAAUGAAAAUACUCUCAGAAGAUUUGAGAUAACAUCCGAACUUAAGCAGUGGUUGAACAGACAAAAGAUAUUAUCGGCUCUCACCCGUUCGUCAGGUACGAGUCUUGUAUCAAGAAUUGAUCAGCUUUUCGGCAAGUCGCAUCCGAAUGUAAAGCCCUUCACUCUGUGGGGAGACUUUACGACUGAUUUAUUAAAAUUGAGAUUUGAUGGGGUAGCCCAGGAAAGAUAUGCAUCACUCAAGCUGAAUUUAAACCAAUUAUUGGAUGAUAUUAUACAUCCAUUAAAUCACCCCAUAGAUACUUCAAGGGUAAGCAAGUUUCAUUUCAUGCUUUAUCUUAUUCAUUUGUUGAGAACAAACAAUGAUUUACACAAUGAUGAGACUAUUGAUUCCAAAAUCGACGGUGCGCUUCACUAUUUCUUUGAGAGGCUUUUCGAUGGUUUGUCCGCACAAAAUUUGUCGCCCGAGAAUCAGACUGUGAUUGAUCUGUUCACUCAUUUGUCAGCCCUAGACUCAGCAGCAGGAAGUGGCACAGUGCCUUUAUGGCCUCAUAUUAUAGUCAACUCGACUUUCGAGAAACUUUCAUCUACCAUCCUAGCCUCCGACUUCUUAAAUUCAAGUGAACUAUUCGAAAUUUUUCUGCACGAGAAGAACAAGCCCAUUUUUGUUAACGUUAAGAAUGCUUGGUUAACCAGAUAUUUCCUCGAAGAUUGGCUUCUCAAAGAUGCCAAUGCCAAAAGUGUGGGUUUGAAGUCGACACAGACAGACAAGGGCCCUUCGAGCUUUGAGGAACAUAGACCCAUCAGUGCUGAAACCUCUCGUACUAUUGACUUUUUUGAAACCGAAGGAGGCAAUGUGGGCACUGAUAACAAGACAAAUGAGGUAUCAUGUGAAGCACGAGAUUCCACCGAUAAUGAGGAUUACACCCAUGUCGAAGAGCCUUUCGAGUUUAAAGACUCCACAAAUGCUGAAGAGUUGCCAAAUUCUAGCGUUCUCUCACAUGGUCAAAAUCCAAAUUUGACAUUGGAUAGGAAGCUACUGACAAGUCAGUCCAGGCAAUUGAUGGCCAAUGCGGCUUUCGUGAUUUGCUUUGUAACUGAAGUGCCUUUGACGUCACAAAUGGAUGUAGUCCAAAAGAUCGUGGAACAAAUCAAUUCGCUGAGCGAGAAUCAGAUUGAGAAUUCCACAUUGGAUAUCAUCAUCCGAGGAAUGAAUGAAUUUUACAAGUCGUGCAGAGACAUACAUCUCCCGCUUCUGAUCAAUUAGAUUUACCUUUAGUCUAUAGAUUAUUUGAAAGUUUGAAACUCAGUAUAAAUAGAUCUUGGAGCCACUCUCGGUCAAUUGUUUUAAGGUUUCUGUCGUUUCGCUGAUAUUGAAAACGUUUUGCAUUUUUUGAUCCAAAUAUGAGUUGUCCGCAAUGACAAUCUUGAUCUCGCUAGCUUUCAAUCCCAGGUCCUUGUUAUUCAAGAU
This is a messenger RNA of Metschnikowia bicuspidata var. bicuspidata NRRL YB-4993, 3220 nucleotides long. RefSeq lists its product as uncharacterized. The record is from RefSeq and is a predicted model, not a curated record. The transcript has a single exon. Bases 155 to 3016 code for a protein of 953 amino acids. Lineage: Eukaryota; Fungi; Ascomycota; Pichiomycetes; Serinales; Metschnikowiaceae.